UUGGUAUAGUUUUCCAAUUAAUUUUCCAAGAUUUGGAAAUUCUGAAUUCUGUUGUGGGGUUUGUGGGAUUUUAUUUUUUCAAAAGAUUUUCUUCGGUCGGAAAUUCUGGAUCUUGUUGACAAAGAAGCGGGAAAAACAAAAAAUUUCAGAGGAAAUCGGGGGUUGCACGGCCGAAGAUAUUUACUUUCUAAUGCAAGCAAGAAAACUGGCUUUGUAGAAUUAGACUUCUUGUUGAUGUUGUGGUGACCCUUAAUUAUAAAGGAGGAACAGGAGGAAGAAACUGCAAGUGGUUUGCUUGGAGUGAGUGCAAAGCAUUUCAGGGAUGGAGUGUAAUAAGGAUGAGGCCAUUAGAGCCAAAGGAAUUGCGGAGAAGAAGUUGAUGGAGAAAGACAUUGCAGGUGCAAAAAAUUUGCUUCUAAGGCACAAAACUUGUUUCCUGGGCUUGGGGGUCUUUCUCAAUUCCUGGAGAUGCUUGAAGUGUAUAUUUCUGCUGAGAAAAGGGUAAAUGGAGAAGUAGACUGGUAUGCAGUCCUUGAUGUGAACCCCUUGGCUGAUGAUGAAACCUUAAGGAAACAUUACAGGAAGCUUGCUCUUGCUCUUCAUCCUGACAAAAAUAAGUCAGUCGGGGCAGAUGGAGCAUUUAAAAUUGUCUCUGAAGCAUGGAGUUUGUUGUCUGAUAAAGCUAAGAGAAAGGCAUAUGACCAGAGGCGAAAUUUAAAGGCUAGUUAUCAAAAUGUUACAAGUGGGAAUCCAUCAAUGCCAGCUCGUAAAAAUGAUUUCCAUGCUCCUACCAAUAACAAUAACUCCAAUGCAAGAAAUAAAAAAAGAUCCACCAAUCCCCAUCCCACUCCAACUCCUCCUCGUUCAUCAAAACCUAAUACAUUCUGGACUUCAUGCAAUCGAUGUAUGAUGCAGUUCGAAUACUUAAAAAUUUACCUUAACCAAAAGCUUCUCUGCCCUAGUUGUCAUGAGCCUUUUUUGGCUGUCGAGUUACCUGCCCCACCGACAAAUGCUCAUAAUACAUCCACUUCAUGGCAUUCUUUCCAGCAGCAGCAAAAUGCAAACGGGCAUACUGCCAACAUUUCCUCAUCGGCUCGCGUUGGAUCAGUCACUGGUGUGGAUAUUCUGCAGGCUCCAUUCUCUGAAUCAGGCAGUCUCAGAAGUGGCUCAGCAUCAACUACUUCGGCUGCUCGAGCUCCACAUGUGGUUCAGCCAGCUUGUGCAAAUUUGAAGAGACAGCAUGAAGAAACUAUGGUUGAGGAGGUCCUUCAGAGGCAAAAAAAUGGCUAUAAUAAAGCAGUUUCUAGUUUAACUUCUAAUGCUGGUUCUGGUGCUGGAAAAGGAGGUAGGUUGAUGAAAAAGAGACGUGUUGAUGAACAUAGGUGGAAUAGUGACAAAAAAGAGACAACGAAUCCAAUGGAAAUGGGGAAUGGAGCAGGUAGCCAGGGAAUUGUAUCUGAAUAUCAGAAAGGUUGUUUGGGGGCAGAAAGGGUUGGUGUCUCUGGAAGUAAUAAGCCUAAAAUUAUGAGGGAACUGCCACAGCUAGAAGUUCGCACCAUGCUGAUGGCAAAAGCUAGGAUGGAAAUUCACAAGAAGCUGAAUGAAUGGAGCAUGAAUGUGCUGUCAAAGUAUCCACAUAAAGGUGGGAGGGAGAUGGAAAAUCAGAAGCCGAGAGCUGGUGUAAGUGGUGUACAAAAAGCCACUAUAAAUGGUUUGAAGAAGGGUGGAAAUAGUGCAUGUGUGCAAGCCAAGAAUCCACUCCAGCCCAAAAAGUUUUGCCAAUCCACUGCUAAGGUUGAUUCUGAUGCAAAGGUAACUAAUCUCAUGUUGAUGACGGUCCCAGAUCCGGAUUUUCAUGAUUUUGACAAGGAUAGGACAGAAAAGUCAUUUGGCGAAAACCAGGUCUGGGCUGCUUAUGAUAAUGAUGACGGGAUGCCUCGCUAUUAUGCUCUGGUUCAUUGUGUGAUAUCAAAAAGGCCAUUCAAGAUGCGGAUCAGUUGGCUGAACUCCAAAAGCAACUCUGAACUAGGCCCACUAAAUUGGGUUGGUUCUGGCUAUUUGAAGACUAGUGGAGAUUUCAGGGUAGGGAAGCAUGAAGUCAAUACGUCGCUCAAUUCUUUCUCACACAUGGUUAAGUGGACGAAAGGGGCGAAAGGGGCGAUCCAAAUUUUUCCCAGAAAGGGGGACAUUUGGGCUUUGUAUAGAAAUUGGUCCCCUGAUUGGAACGAACUUACCCCCAAUGAAGUGAUUCACAAAUAUGAUAUGGUAGAAGUGCUUGAAGAUUAUAGUGACGAGCUAGGUGUGACAGUUGUUCCUUUAGUUAAAGUUGCUGGCUUCAAAUCAGUUUUUCACCAGCAUAUGGAUCCACAACAAAUCUGGGCAAUUCCAAGAGAAGAGAUUUUUAGAUUCUCUCAUCAGGUCCCUUCAUGCCUGCUUACUGGUCAAGAAGCUGAAAACGCUCCCAAGGGUUGCAGGGAGCUUGAUCCUGCAGCUAUGGCUUUGGACCUUCUUCAGGUAAUAACAGAAGCUAAGGAGGAGGACACGGUGGAGGAUGCUGGAAAAGCUAAAAAAUCAGUAGGGUUGGAGAGUGACAGGAAGGUCUAUAGGGCAGAGAAUGACUGUAAAGGAAAGGAGAAAAGGAUAUAUAGAUAUGGCAAUAAUGGUGACCCAGAAGCAGUGGUGAGGAAUGCAAAGGAAAAACAGAUUGUGGAAGAUAUCAACAAAGGCAAGCAAAAAACUAGGUUGGCUGGCAUUGAAUAAACAUCAGUUCCAGUUUUAGGACCAUAUGGUCUUGGCCCAACCAGAAGAAUUUUUGGUAUUGUUUGAUGGCCAAGAAGAGGUAGAUAAAAACAAGAAAAUUUGAAUUUUUUGGCACCCCAAGUGGCCGUAGGUUUUAUCUUCUUUUCUUUUUGGUUAUCUCGCCAAUCAAACAGAGCAUUGACGAUGUAUAACCAUAUAGAAAAUUGAUACAGCAGUUCUUCAUAUGUUGCUUUAUAGUUUUAAGACCACAAAGAUUUCUUUCAAGUAGUGGAAAUGUCUUCAUGUAUGAUAUCAGCAACAUCUGCCACUUCAAGACAGUUUGGAAGGUGAACUUACAUGGCUUGCAUUGUUCGUGGAGCGUAACAGCUCGACUUCUGUUUAGUUUUUGCUGCCCUGUAAGAACGAUUUUUACUGGUCUCCUUCUUAGGUUCCUUUCAUGUAUACAAGCAAAAGUCAAUUUUUUUUUGAAAUAGGCAAAUUAAUGUAGCCAGGCCUUUUGACAUGCCUUAUAAUGCCAUACUUGAUUUGUUCUUCAUGUUAAACUUGAAGUUUCAGCUUCUACUAAUCUUUUCAGUAUGAAAUAUAUGUUGC
This is a messenger RNA of Ilex paraguariensis (yerba mate), 3351 nucleotides long. The record is from the annotation of a GenBank genome assembly. Lineage: Eukaryota; Viridiplantae; Streptophyta; Magnoliopsida; Aquifoliales; Aquifoliaceae.